Messenger RNA from Moneuplotes crassus, 1108 nucleotides. NCBI's taxonomy places the organism in Eukaryota, Ciliophora, Spirotrichea, Euplotida, Euplotidae. The record is from the annotation of a GenBank genome assembly.
UAAUAAUUUACUAAUCUGACCUAGUAUGAAACUAAUUGGAAUCAUAUUAUCCCUCCUCCUUAUCUCAGCGAUGGCUAAGAACAAAUGCAGGAUUUUGAGCUUAAGCUCAGGCACAGAAAAAGUUGCAUACCAAGUAGGAGCCUUAAAGGCCCUUAUAGAGAACCUUGACGCAGAAGAAGUUCAAUAUGAUGUCAUCUCUGGAGUUUCCUUUGGAGCAUUCAAUGCAGCAAUGAUGGCUGUCCAUGAAAAAGGGGAUGAACAAGCCGCCAUUGAUGAGCUAUAUGAUAUCUGGAAGAAUGCUAAGGACAUCAAAACUUACCAGAACUGGUGGUUCGGACCUAUCCAAGGCAUAGUUAAUCAAGGCGGCCUUUAUGAUAGCAAGCCAUGGGAUGAGUUCCUUGAGAAGACCAUUGACGGGAGAGAACCAAAAAGAAUGAUGACUCUUGGAGCGGUUAAUGUUGAAAGCGGAAAAUAUGUCGAUUUGAUCAAUUUAGUAACUCCAAAUAACCUCCAAGAUGCAGUUAAUGCAGCCACAGCUCUUAAUAUCUUCUUCCCUCCAGCCAAUGAGUUUGGAUCAGACUGGUUCGAUGGUUCUGGUGUAUGGCCUGUUGAAGUUAUUGGUCCCAUUAGAAGAUGCGAACAACAAGGAUUCAACAGAAAAGACAUUAUCGUUGAUGUUUUAAUGACAAAUUCCUAUGACCUCCCGGCAAGAAAUGCUUCUAAUGACUCUACCAUUCCAAGUGCAUUGAGAUACUUUGAAAUUGCUGAUUUCUACGCUGGAGUUAAUGGAAUUGCUAGAGCUAUUUCAAGCUUCAAGGAUGUCACCUUCAGACAUUGUGUAAAUCCAGGCAAAAAUCAUUUACCAACGAAUUGGUUCCCAUUCGAUUUUAACCAAAAGAAAAUCGAUAAGCUUCUGGAAAGGGGUUAUGAAGAUGCUUUGAACACUAUCAAUUAUCCAGAUAUUGUAACUUGCCAGAAUCUCGUCAAAACCGUUGCUGACAUGAAAGCUCCACUCAUGCCUAAAGAAGUGACAGAUUUAAUCAAGGGAGAUAUCAACUAGUUGGAGAAAUUUUUGCAAAUGAAUUUCAUGCCAACUCAAUUUUUAUUG